AUGGCAGACAAUAUUACACAUCACUACAUCUCAUCUUUCUUCCUAGUUGGUAUUCCUGGUUUACAAGAAUUUCACUGCUGGAUUGGUAUCCCUGUCUGCCUCCUGUUUGUGCUAGCCCUGUUGGGAAACAGUGUAAUCAUCAUCACUAUCAAACUUGAGCCAAGCCUCCACCAGCCAAUGUAUUUCUUCCUUUGCAUGCUAGCAAUGAAUGACAUGGCCCUGGUCUCUUCCACAGCUCCCAAGAUGCUUGGCAUCUUCUGGUUUGAUGCUCAUAGGUUUGACUUUGAUGUCUGCUUAGCACAAAUGUAUUUCAUCCACACAUUUUGCAUAAUUGAAUCAGCUCUCUUGGUAGCUAUGGCCUUUGACCGUUAUGCGGCUAUCUGUAUUCCACUACGAUAUGCAACCAUCUUGACCACACCAGUAGUUAUUAAAAUGGGUCUGGUUGGUGCACUCAGAGCUGUACUUAUGGUUUUGCCUUGUCCUAUUCUUAUUAAAAGGUUACCAUAUUAUUCUAAAUAUAUUAUCAAUCAUGCCUAUUGUGAGCACAUGGCUGUGGUGAAGUUGGCCAGUGCCAACACACUCAUAAACAGAGCAUAUGGAAUUGCUGUGGCCCUUUCAGUGAUGAUCUUGGACCUAGCUCUCAUAGCCACAUCCUAUAUCAAAAUCCUCCAGGCUGUCUUUCGACUGUCUUCUCAGAAUGCUCGUUCUAAGGCCCUGGGCACCUGCGCUGCUCAUGUCUGCACUAUUCUUGUCUCUUAUACACCUGCUCUAUUUAGUUUUCUAACUCAUCGCUUUGGUAAGAAGGUACCGGCAAGUGUCCACAUAAUUUUUGCUAGUUCAUAUCUUUUGGUGCCUCCUACAGUAAAUCCCUUGGUAUAUGGUGUGAAGACCAAGCAGAUUCGUGACCGAGUGAUUGGUCUUUUUUUCCCAAACAAGAAACAGUCUGAAAACUAA
Molecule: messenger RNA, 954 nt
Organism: Sorex fumeus (smoky shrew)
Lineage: Eukaryota; Metazoa; Chordata; Mammalia; Eulipotyphla; Soricidae
Product: olfactory receptor 52P1-like
Exons: 1
Coding region: 1-954 (317 amino acids)
Biological process (GO): G protein-coupled receptor signaling pathway
Cellular component (GO): membrane
Molecular function (GO): olfactory receptor activity; G protein-coupled receptor activity
Source: RefSeq, a predicted model, not a curated record